Molecule: messenger RNA, 3247 nt
Organism: Ruditapes philippinarum (Manila clam)
Lineage: Eukaryota; Metazoa; Mollusca; Bivalvia; Venerida; Veneridae
Product: monocarboxylate transporter 12-like
Exons: 5
Coding region: 402-2072 (556 amino acids)
Biological process (GO): transmembrane transport; monocarboxylic acid transport
Molecular function (GO): monocarboxylic acid transmembrane transporter activity
Source: RefSeq, a predicted model, not a curated record
CUGUUGUUUCGUUGUAUUUUAAAUAUAGUUUAAACAAAACAAAUAUAUGAUUAUAAAUUGCACACCAAAUUUCAUUAUAAAAUUACAAAUAGAUGUGUUUUAUAUCUAAUUGGAAGUACAACAAAAACACAUUAAACCGAUAAGACUAUAUAUAAGACUAUAGAUUUGCUUUGUUAACAUUGUAUUACAAUUAAAAUUUCUUUGCAAAAUAUGUAAAUAAAAUGAAUUAAUGACAUUGAUGACAAUACAGAAACACUACAUAUGUUUUACAAACAAUGCAUAGCAUAAAAUGUGAUUUUUAUUACACAUAAUGUUGUAAAACAAGUUUGUGAAUGUUUUACAGAGGAUGAUAAAGGUAGUGUCAGAAUGAAAAGGUACAUAUCUUGAAUUUUGUCAUCAAAAUGGACAUGAAUAAAGAAUUAUACGUAGAAGAAGGAGAAGAAGAAGGUGAUGGUGAUGUAGAAUACAAGAGUAAGGCUCGAAGACUGCCGAAAGACCAUGGCUGGGCAUGGUUUGUAUUGUUAGGUGCAUCUCUUGAAAUGUUCCUUCUUGUUGGGAUUGUCAAGUCGUCUGGAAUACUGUUUGUUGCGUUCCAAGAGAAGUUUUAUUCCAGUUCCUCUGUGACGUCAUUGUUGUCAACCGUCCAAAAUAUAUGUCAAAGCAUCAUGGCUCUCAUUGUGAUGACUUUUGGGAUACGAUUUACGACUUGCCGCACGCUCCUGUUUAUAGGCAGUACCAUCACCUGUCUUGCUUACGUCAUAACAUCUCAGGCCACAGAUAUUCGUGUGUUACUGUUUUCACACGGAGUUCUUCAAGGUAUUGGUGCUGGAUGUAUGCAGCCUACCGCCCUUACCAUGGUGAGCCUUUAUUUUGAGAAAAGGCGUAGUCUGGCUAAUAGCAUUGCUGUUAGUGGUGGACCAGUGGGAGGUCUAAUAUUUGCUCCACUCAUAACAAGACUUCUUUCCAUAUAUGGCUAUCAAGGGUGUGUGCUCAUUUUAGCUGGUAUACUGAUGAAUGGGUGUAUAAGUGGGGCAUUAUUUAGACCAACGACGUCAUAUGACGCUGAAUCAGGGAAAACAAUUCCGCUUCUGAAAACGAGAAAGCUUGGAAGAAGACCAGACACUUUUAGUUCAUGCAAAGAGCCUUUUGAGAACAAUCAGGAAACACUAAGCGCAAAUGAAAAAGACGCUGAGUCGGUUAAAUAUAAACUUAUAAUCGACUGUGGUCAUUUAGUUAAAACUGAGCAAUGUGACUUAGCUGAUACAAACGGAUCUAAGAAACAACAGGGAAAAUGCUGUUCACAUGAUUCACAGGAAAUAAAUGUUCCUAAUGGUGUAAGAAAGGCUGCAACAAACUGUCAUAACAGUACACUUGAAAACAUACAUAAAGAAAUUUUUGAACGUGAAGUUGACGAACAAGCUUGUAUCCCGGAUGAUGAACACAUGGUAGCUUGGUACAGUUCUUGUUGUAGCAAGGACAACUUCAAACUUAUCAAGAAUCCAGUAUUUUAUGCUUUUCUUAUACAAGGAACUUUGAUCUGUUCAGGCACCGUGGUGGCACCUAUAUUUAUAGCACCAUAUGCAAAAGACAUAGGUAUAGACAUUGACGAUGCUGCAACAUUAGUAACUACACAAAGUUGUAUAGAUUUGCUAUCACGCGUUUUGAUUGGCUACAUCUCAGAUAAAGGUUGGGUUCGACGAUCUAACAUUGUCGCCUUUUCAACCGCCGUCAUUUCUCUUUCCUCAUGUUUAUUAGGAUUCUAUACAAACUACACUAUGCUUUUAUGCUACUCUAUAGUAUUAGGACUUGUGUCCGGCGUAUACUUUUCAUUAUUCGCUGUUGUGCUGAUAGAUUACUUGACACUCGCUCAUUUCCAAACAUGUCUCGGAUUUAUGGCCCUUGUACAUGGAUUCUCUGUGGCAGGAUCAUUUUACUUAGUUGGUUUUUUGAGAGACAUCUCGGGGUCUUACGUAAUUCCGCAUCAAGUGAUAGGUGGUGCAACUGGUGUAGGUACAAUCAUACUAUUCUUAUUACCAGUGAUACAGUCUUGGUGGGAAAGACAUUCUGAGUGACUAACAUAGUUAUUUGAAUAUUUUUUAAAACGUAAUUAUAUAACAUAAUUUAUUAUUUGACCUAAAUUGAUUUCCUAUAUAAGUCAAUAUAAAUCAAAUGACCCCGGGGUGGGCUAAUAUUGACAUCAGAGGCAUGAUUAAUAUCAGUUUUGCAGAGGUACACACGCUUAAUAGCUUAGCUCUUAGCAUUGUAGUUUCACACAUAUAGACUAAAAUGGUUUUUUUCUAUAGAAGUCUUUAUAAGUAAAGUGACUCCCGGCGGGGCCUUAUAUUGAUCCUAAGGUAAUGAUUGAAAAUCAAUAUCAGUUUGUUUUGUGAUGGCCAAUAAGGAAAUGCUACGUGCUAAAUAUCUAAGCUCUGGGCAUUGUAGUUUGAUCACAAGAAGACUCAAAGUAGUUUUCCCUAAGAAGCCUAUAUCAAAAAUGUGACCGGGUUGGGCCAAUACUGACCAAAGGUAAUGAUUUUUAUCAAUUUUGUAGAGGUUAACAAAUAUUUAAGCUCUAGGCAUUGUAGUUUUACAAAAAAGACUGAAAUGUGUUUUCUCGUACAAGGCUUUACGAACUAAAUGACCUAAGGAGCGGGCCAUUAUUGACCCAAGUUUCUCCAGUUUUGGAGAGGCCAACUAGGCAAUGCUAUAUGUCAAAUAUCUAAGCUCUAAGCUCUAUCACAGGAAGCCCAAUUUGUGUUCUGCACGUCGUCUUUUUUAAGAAGAAGUUUAAUUUCCUACUUUUGGUUAAAAAGACACGGAGCGAGCAUAAAAUUUUGAAAUUCAUACAAAAUGAGUGACCUUGACAUUGACCAGAGCAAGGAGAACAUUUCUGUCGAGUACAUGUACUUUCAAUUUCCUUCCACCGGUUCAAAAUAUACAGACCGGAAACGAACCGAACACGAAAUUGCUAAAACAGAUGGACAGACAAUCAAGUGCAUAACAAUGUACGCCGACAAUUUUUCACACGUUUAAAAGCUUUUUUUUCUACAUGACAUAUAGGAGAAGAUUCUGUAUUAUUGGAGACAAUUUGUAAUAUUUUUAAGGAAAAUCGUUACAAAAUUCUGAACAUAUUUUAGCUGUUCUUGUUUAGUUUUAGAAUAACAUAUACAUGUAUUAAGUUUUUAUUAUGUAUAACUAAUAUUGUCACGUAAUACAUGAAUUGAAUAUUAAACAAAUUUGCAAUUCA